Molecule: messenger RNA, 666 nt
Organism: Dibothriocephalus latus
Lineage: Eukaryota; Metazoa; Platyhelminthes; Cestoda; Diphyllobothriidea; Diphyllobothriidae
Source: the annotation of a GenBank genome assembly
AUGGCUAUCCUACAAGGCUUGACGAAGUCACAGUUGGACAAGGCCUUAGAUGCCGGCCUCGAAGAGGACACACCCGUAGAAGAAUUGUGCCGGCAGUCGGGGCAUUUGCUGAAGUCGAGGAUAUCCAAAGGAGCGGCACUGGACCAGAUGUACGCACGCUGUAUACUACCGGCCGAAACACUUAACGAGUAUGCAGCGGAACUACGGCGUCUCUGCAGAGCAGCCUAUCCCUCAGUCUCCGAGACGGACUGUCAUUACGCAGCCCUACACUUUUCUGUUAAGAAUCUGAACCCAAUGGAGCUGGGUCGUGCCCUACUCCUCCACCCACCCCAGAAUUUACAAGAAGCGGUGAACCGAGUAGAACACUACUCAGAGGUACCACAGUUAGGAAAACCGCCUGCUCAACUAGUCCACCCAAUUGCCCCGAAAAAUCUAAUACGUGGACCACAGGGCAACAAAUGGCGCCGGUUCAGCUAUAACCAGCCAAACCGGUCCGCACCAUUCCAGCGGCCACAGUAUCGCAGACGAGGAGGUUAUGAUCGGUUCCUUGAUCCGCAAAUCUGUGCUUGCAACAACCUGCGAACAUUUCGUUCUGCGAGCAGACCGCACCGGGUACCAUGCUUCGAUCCUGGCUGCGAACUACCCGGACUUGAAAUUGUGCACAGC